AUGAAGCCUCAAAGUAUUACUAUUCUACUGACGCUAUUUAUCAGGUAUAUACUGGCUUCACGUGAAAAUCAGGUAAUCUUAGCUCCAAAUCAAGAUACAAUGUCACAAGGUCAAGGUAACUCGGAUCCUUCACUCAGCAAUCUACAUUUUACCCAUGAUUUGGUAUGUAACGAUGUGGAAUGCUACCCACUUGUCUUUGAACCUACUAAUGAGUGGCAAAUAAUAAGACCAGGACAACAGAUUCCUGGCGGGCUCGAUGUAAAACUAAAUCUAGAAACUGGUUUAAAAGAAGCUAAACUCCUAGAGACUGAGGAAAUCAGUACCGAUUAUGAGUUUACUGCACAAUUCAAUGAAAUCAAAGGGCUAUUAUCAAAUGGUGAUGAGCAAUCUUAUGAUGAAAUUGAAAGCAAAUUGGAUGACCUUUUAGAGUUUGCUCAUGAUUAUAAACAUGGGUUGAAAAUAAUAUCUCAUGAAUUCAAAUUUAUAACAGAAAACUUAUCUUUUAAUGAGAGUUUACCUUUUAAGUUAAGAGAGAUAAGUGCAAGAUUAAUUUUAAGUUGUUUGAGGAAUAACCCCCCAGUUUUGAACUAUAUCAAUGAAACAUAUCCAUCUUACGUAGGCGAUAUCUUUUCGGAACUUUCCAAGCAGAAUGUUUUAGAGGUCCAAAUAUUAAUGAAAAGAUAUUUAAAUAUCUUAUUAGAACUGAUUAGUGAGAAUUAUCAAUUUAGUAACUUCGAAUUUGGAACGUUAUCCAACAUAUAUAAAUCAACGAAUGAUAAACAAAUCAAAUUGAAGUUAUUGGAAUUAAUUUCCCAUUCUCUACAAGAGGAACAUUCCGUUUCAAACUUACAAAAGAGAAAUGAAUUAAUUGAUGUGAAAAGUCUUGCACAGGAGUUCAGUACACAUAUCCGAGACAAAAGUAUUGAUGAAUUGCAUGUCAGAAAGUUUUUCAAUUCAUUAUUCAAUUUAAAGAAGGCUUACCCAAAUGAUAUUAAGGUUGAUGAACAAUUUUUAAAUUGGUUGGCUCAACAGUCAGAAGAAAGAAAAUUAAACCUAGGCAAUCAGCUAACAGAAAGAGAUCUUGAACAGGACUCUUUCGACCAAAAAUUGAUAGAAAGCAGACAUUUACUUUUUGGUAAUCCAAUGGCUAAUCGUAUAAAACAUUUUGAAGAUGAAUUAUAG
Kazachstania africana CBS 2517 is the source of this 1182-nucleotide messenger RNA. It is a transcript of the gene SIL1, whose product is annotated as Sil1p. NCBI's taxonomy places the organism in Eukaryota, Fungi, Ascomycota, Saccharomycetes, Saccharomycetales, Saccharomycetaceae. The coding region runs from base 1 to 1182 and encodes 393 amino acids. The transcript has a single exon. Gene Ontology annotation, cellular component: endoplasmic reticulum. The record is from RefSeq and is a predicted model, not a curated record. Gene Ontology annotation, molecular function: adenyl-nucleotide exchange factor activity.